Messenger RNA from Candidula unifasciata, 423 nucleotides. The record is from the annotation of a GenBank genome assembly. Lineage: Eukaryota; Metazoa; Mollusca; Gastropoda; Stylommatophora; Geomitridae.
CUCGACGCCAUGGUCACAACUGCGGAGGAUAUCAGGACACUUAGCAGUCAAGCCACUCUGGCAGCUGAAGAAUUUUCUAAACUUUAUUAUGAAACAUUCGACAAGCGGAGACAGGCCAUUUCUAAAAUAUAUCAAGACAAGGCCAAUCUUGUAUGGAAUGGGCACAUUUUGUCUGGUUCAGAGGCGAUAUUUAAAUUCUUCGAUGGUCUCCCUCAGUCAGAGCAUGUCGUUGAAGGAAUGGACACACAGCCAAUAGCUGCAGGGACAGUCAAUGAUGAAGUCAGUAACUCUAUAGUUGUGACAUUCCUGGGCAAAGUCAAGUUUAAAGGAUCUGAUUUUAAAGUGUUUACACAGACAUUUAUAUUGUGCUCACAAGAAAACAAAUGGAAGAUUGUCAGUGAUAAAUUUAGAUUUAUGGAAUAA